ACACUGCGCCGUUAUUUGAGGAAACGAAAUUGAAUAGGCGACUUUUCCACCCAUGCGGAUCUGUGCGCAAAAUCAGACCCAAAACAAGCGCCGAAACAGCGCCAUUAAAGUGGUCACGAGCUGUCCCUUAAACGUGAAUUGAGUAGGCCUAGGUCAUCGUGUCAAAAUUCAAAGCAACAUAAGCACAAUAUUUCCUCAAUGUGUGUUCUGCAUGGAUGGCAAGGCUGCAGCAGCACCCAGAAGUGAACAAAGCGACCCGGAAGCGGUGGUCCGACUGGAGGCAGACAGAAAGAACAUCAAGCUUUUAUAUUAUAGCUGUACUCGCAAGACAAUAUCUGCAAUCAGGACACAAGGAUGGCAGAGCCUCGAUUUAACAACCCGUAUUUCUGGCCGCCACCUCCAUCAAUGCCAGGCCAGCUGGAUAACCUGGUGCUCAUUAACAAGAUCAAGGAGCAGCUGAUGGCUGAGAAGAUUAGACCCCUACACCUGCCACCUACCUCCACACCUUCCCAGCAGACGUUGCUGGUGCCAACCUCUUCCCCCGAUGGAAGUGCUCAGCACAGCAUGCCGGUGCUGAAGCCGCAGCAGCUGUCGGGCCACCACCCUCAGCAGCAGGGCUCCGGACAGCCGGACAUCGCUCUGCAUGCUCGCCCUGCCUCCAGCUCUGGACAAGAUGGAAACAUGGAUGACAAGUCAGCAGUUAAGGCCAAAGGACUGUGGGAGGACUGGCACAUGAGACAGCUCAGCGAGCAACAUGGACGGCUCAACCAUCGAUCAGGCCUGGCUCCCUCUUCCCGACCUGAAAGCCAUGGCACCUCUGAGGCACUAACCCCCACAACCCCAACCUCCAGCAGCCACAACCGUCUGGGUGGCACCCCCUCUGUGAACAUCAUCUCUGGGCUAGCUAGCGGUCCUGGCAUGGACCACAUGAAAGUUGGAGGCCUGGCUGGACUAUUGGGCCCCCCACCAAAAGCACCCCGGGGACGAAAGAAGAUCAAAGCAGAAAACUCGUCUGGUCCUCUGCUUGUGGUGCCCUAUCCCAUCCUAGCUGACCAAGGCUGUGUCACUAUUGCACCCAAAGAGGGCAAAACCUACAGAUGCAAAGUGUGCCCGCUCACCUUCUUAACCAAGUCUGAGAUGCAGAUUCACUCCAAGUCCCACACGGAGGCCAAAGCACACAAGUGUCCCCACUGCUCCAAGACAUUCGCCAACGCCUCCUACCUGUCCCAGCACCUGCGCAUCCACCUGGGGAUCAAACCAUACCACUGCUCAUACUGCGAGAACUCGUUCCGUCAGCUGUCACACCUUCAGCAGCACACCAGAAUCCACACUGGUGAUAGGCCUUAUAAAUGUGCUCACCCUGGAUGUGAAAAGGCUUUUACCCAGCUGUCUAACCUCCAGUCUCACCAGAGGCAGCACAAUAAAGACAAGCCGUAUAAAUGUCCUAACUGCUACCGUGCCUACUCAGACUCCGCAUCAUUGCAGAUCCACUUGUCAGCGCACGCCAUCAAAAACGCUAAGGCCUACUGCUGUAGCAUGUGUGGAAGGGCAUACACCUCAGAGACCUACCUUAUGAAGCACAUGUCCAAACACACGGUGGUGGAGCACCUAGUAAGCCACCAGUCGCCUCAAAGGACAGAGUCCCCCAGCAUCCCCAUUCGCAUCUCCCUCAUCUGAGCUCCCCAGCCACUCAGCAGCAGGUUGGAUUCAGUAUCUAUGUAAGGCCGGUGCUUAUGAGGACUGCACCCAGAGCCAUCUACAUAAGGCUUACAUUAGCAUUAUAACCGCUGACAUAAGCAUUCAGUAUAUAGGCUGCCUCCAUCCAUCCCCACACAGGCCGUCUGUCAAAAAUGAGCACAGCGUUAUUUUGUGAAUGUAAAAAAUACAGCUAGAUGUUUCUGGAGGAUCAAGUGGCAAAGAAUGUCUUGCGUCAGAUUUAAUAAGCACUUUUUCGUAAGCAUCAUAUAAACUGCUGGAUGCAUUGGCCAUUAGAAAUAUUUAAGUUAGAGUUUUUUUUUUCUUCCCCUCUUCCAUGAAAUGGUUUCCCAAAAAUGUGCCAGAUGAUAUUUGCCCUUAAAGGUCCCAUAUCAUGCUUUUUAUGGUUUUAUAUGCCCUUUAGUGUGUUUUCCAAGUGUCCUGUGCAUGUUUAGGCACAUCUAUUUGCAAAAAUUCAAAGUCCGCGGAAAUGCGGCUUCUCCUACGUCCUCCUGUUAGCUGUAGCAUUAGCUGCAUGUAACGCUCGGUUCUAGCCCCCCUCGAUAAAAAUUUGUCAGUGCGACGUCUUGUCAGUGUGAGAUCACUGAUCUAAGCCCAUUGGCUCGUUGUGGCAAGCCCUGCAGUUCAUUAACGACAGAGCGGAUCGGAAGACCAAUCAGAGCAGACUUGGCCCACGUGGGGUCGAACAGUGUGGGCUCAACAGAGUGUAGCUGACGGACUCAGAGCGUAGAGGGAGCAAGGAGGAGCAGUACAUGAAAACAGACACUUUUUUCGAACUUUAGCUAUUGUGAACGUACAAAAGUAGGAACAUAGAUUAAAUAUACCAACCCCAAAAAGGGCAUAAUAUGGGAUCUUUAAAAAGAAUUGAGAAAGUGAAAAAAAACAACAAUGUUGGAUGGGUGUAUUCUGGAGACAUCCAAAGAUAAUCUUAAAGCACUUUUAGGCCUUGUGGUUUUUUGCUCAAAUUGUUCAAAUCUUGUUGGAUGGAAAAUGCCAAAGGGCAUUACUUGUGGCAGCUAAGAGUAUGGACUGUGUGUAGAUAACAGUCUUUCUGUUACUUUUUUUUUUUUUUUUUUUACACAAAUCUACAGGGUCAUCUAAAAUUUAAGCAAGGCAAUCGGUAGAUUACAAUUCAAACAUUUAAUGAUUGUAUCAAGAAGUUGUAUUAUUGACUUUGGGAGGCAAAAAAGAGGGAAGAAAGAUGAAUGUUUUUUUUUUUUACUUCCAAAAUUUACUCCAUAUUUGAUAUUCACUUUUAUGGCACCUUUUUGAUCAUAAGGUAUGAUCAGAGUAACACUGCUUUAGACAUGUUUUCCUCACGUCUCAUUUUCUAGUGCCAUAAAGAACCUUGCUGAGGUGUUGAGAGGAAGCUUAUCUUGUUAUAGUGUGUGUUUGCUUUCUUUACCCAGUUAAGCUUUGACUAGUGUUAGCGGUUCGGAAAUCUUGCACAUAUAUCAGUGCCAGCUGUGCUCCAACAAGCCCAAAUUUUGAAAAAAACUUGAAGUUACAUUUUACGGGAGCAGUAAUUUUAUCAUUAGAAAAAUAUUGGACCAAAAUGUGAAGUCACUGUAUACCUACUUUGACCCAGUUAAGUAUUUUUUUCAUUUAAAUAAGCUUUACCCAUUUGGUAUAAACUGCAGUAUAAGUCAUAUUCAAUUAGUCUAUAUUUUUAGUUAAAGAAAUUUGUAGUUUUUGUAGAGGUGAUGCCUCUCCUUUUCAUUUUUUUUUCUCAUUAGUUUUCUUUUUAUUGUACAUGGUAUUGUUUGUUGUAUUUUAACGGAAACUUUAACCUCUGGAUGGUACUAUUCUUCAGGGCACAUCUGAAAAGGUGCUACAGCUAGAUAUCACGCUGGAGAUGAACAGAGAAUAAUGUAAAAUACAUAUACAGUAUAUAGUAUGUUUUCAAAAAAUAAAAACGUAUUACUCAAGCCACUGGCCUGAAAAACAUUUACGCCAACAACAGACCCUGCCUCCUCAACCUACUCCCUCUUUCGAGAUAACCGGAAAAUGUACAUGUUGCUGUACUGUAAAACAUGUUACUCAUUUAAAGUUCCUAUUUUUACGUUUAAUAAACAUGUUCGGUUUGGGUUUUGUAAAGGUUUAUGUAUGAACUUUCUGUUAUUAUUUUAGUCUACUCAUAUGUUAUUAAUAUUCAUGUUUUCUAUCAGUUAUUUACAUGUAAGCCUUAACUGUUUUAUCAUCACAUUUCCAUUACUCUGUAUUGUGUUCUGCAGUAUUCGGUUGUGUAAACAUUUUUAUUAUUUUUAUCCUUCAGCAUGGAGUUUCUGAGCUGUAAUCUGUAUAACUGUUUAACCCAUGUUCUCUAUGAAAAGAUAUUGCGUAGAUUUACUACACUUUUUCCUGUCUUGCAUUGUGGUUUCAUAUACAGUUUCUAGACAACUAAAUAUGCACAGCCAAGACUGAGAAGUUAAACUAAGGUUAUCAAUGUUUUAAAAAAGAAAAAAAGCUUUGUAUCUUUACCUUGUUUAAUAAACAGACUGUUAUAAAUUCA
Labrus mixtus (cuckoo wrasse) is the source of this 4228-nucleotide messenger RNA. RefSeq names its product zinc finger protein 362b (gene znf362b). The coding region runs from base 355 to 1677 and encodes 440 amino acids. Gene Ontology annotation, molecular function: RNA polymerase II cis-regulatory region sequence-specific DNA binding; DNA-binding transcription repressor activity, RNA polymerase II-specific. Gene Ontology annotation, cellular component: nucleus. Gene Ontology annotation, biological process: negative regulation of transcription by RNA polymerase II; central nervous system development. NCBI's taxonomy places the organism in Eukaryota, Metazoa, Chordata, Actinopteri, Labriformes, Labridae. The record is from RefSeq and is a predicted model, not a curated record. The transcript is spliced from 9 exons.